AACUGGAGUUUAGCAACAUUGGUUGUGCCUCCCCCACCAGAAGGCAAGCUCCAUCAGUGGAUGAACUUUGUGUUGCUUUUUGCUGUGUGCCUGGCAUCUAGAACAGUGCCUCACACCUACUAGAUAUUUAAUCUUACUCAGUGAAUGAACAAAUGAAUACCUACAUAGAAGAAUAAGUUGAUGGCCAGAAUGGAGGCUGUUUUAAGAGGAAAGAGCAGCUUCACUUUACUUAUGGAUGAGUAAUCAGUGCGAGGGGAGCUCUUGCCCUGAAUGAAUCCAAGUAACCCCGGUGGUUGCCUUCUGAAAUGACCAGCAGACACACAUCUGUACGGAGGCUGCCCAAAGUGUAAAUUCUGGUUCUGAUGUACCAUGUCCAGCCAAGGAAGUCCUGGUGAGGAGUUUUCUACGACAACAGUCAGUUCAGUAGCUGUGCAGGCUGGGGACUCCAAAAUCGUUAUAGCCAUCAUAAAGUGUGGCAAGUGGGUACAACUUCAAUUGGCUGAAUCACAGCCCAAUCUUCUGGAAAUUGGAAGCAAUCAAGAUGAAACCAAAAAACUUCUUCAUGAUCAUGAACUUCUUUUGGCCAAGCUCAAGGCUUUGGAAGACCGAGUAUGGGAACUCCUGCAGGAAGCAGACAAGACGGCUCAGGAGAACAAGGAUCAGAGCCAGGUCUAUGAUGCCAUGGCCAAAACUCUGGGUGAAGCAUGGGCAGCCCUGGUCUCCAUGCUUGAGAGAAGGAGGGAGCUUCUCAGGUUGACCUCUGAAUUUUUUGAAAAUGCCUUGGAGUUUGCCAUUAAAAUAGACCAAACGGAAGAUUUCCUCCAGAACACUCAGGAAUUUGAGAGUGCCGAGUCCUUGAAAUCACUCCUUCAGCUUCAUGAACAUCAUACCAAAGAACUCUUAGAACGAUCUCUAGCCCUUUUAAACAAAAGUCAACAACUCACUGACUUCAUAGAAAAAAUCAAGUGUGAUGGACCUAAUGUGAAUCCCGAGAUGAUUCAGGGAGCUCAAAACAGCUGCCUGAAGAUUGACAGUCUUCUUGAACUUCUCCAAGACAGGAGACGGCAAUUAGACAAGUACCUGAAGCAACAGCAGCAGGAAUUGAGUCAGGUUCUGCAGAUAUGUCAGUGGGACCAACAAGAAAGUCAGGUUACUUGUUGGUUUCAGAAAACCAUAAGAAAUUUACAGGAACAAAGUCUAGGUUCAUCACUUUCAGACAAUGAGGAGCUAAUUCGUAAGCACGAGGAACUGAUAAUAAAAGCAAAGGAAUGGAAUUCCGCAGUGCAGAAGCUGAAGACAGAGGCACUGGGGAUUCUGCUUUCCAAGGAGGAUGUGGAGAAAGAACACCUACAGCUCUCUAACCAGAAACUGACUUGGCUUCAAGAGGAAUUUGGUCGGCUCAUGGUGGAAAGGAAAACCUGGUUAAAAAAGGCAAAUGACUUUUUUAACAGCGCAAACAAGGCAUUUGAUGUACUUGGAAGAGUUGAAGCUUACCUUAAGCUCCUUAAAUCAGAAGGUUUAAGUCUGCCUGUCUUGGCAGCGAGGCAUGAGGAAUUACACAGAGAAAUUAAAGACUGCACAGCUGAUGCUUUGCAAGAGGGACAAGCCUUAAUCAACGAACUAGCCUCCUGCAGCUCUCAGGUGACCGGUGUCCAUGAGAUGAUGGGAUGCAUCAGGAGGCGAGUUGAUCAUCUGACUGAACGGUGUUCAGCGCACAGGGAAUUUGCUCUUAAUAGACAGCAAUUAACAGCCUCAGUGGAGGGCUAUUUAAGAAAGGUGGAAAUCUCCAUUCAGAAAAUCAGCCCAGUAAUUUCUAAUGCAAUGGAUGUCGGUUCCAGCCUCUCUGAAUCAGAGAAGAUUUUGAGUACAUAUCUGGAACUAGAUAAACAAGCUAAGGAGACAUCACAUGAAUCAGAAGCAGCUGCAAAACUCUUGACAGAGAAAAAUGAUUUUGAACCUGAUGAAGUGGCAUCGCUUUCUUCUAAAGCUAAGUGGCUAGAGGAAGAAUUAAACAUACUUGGCCAAAGCAUCAGCUCCAGGUCACAGGUCCUGCAAACUUCUGUGGCAUUUCUAAAGUCAUCAGAGGAGGUAGAGGAGCAAUGUCAGGGCCUAAAGGAGUUUUACCAAACUGACACCCUGCGAAAGGAAGAGGGUGACGCUGAAACCGAGCGUCACUCUGACUCAGUGGAGAAGCAGUGGCAGCUGUUUUUAAAGAGGAGCUUUUUAACUCAAGACCUCGGGCUCAAGUUCCUUAAUUUAAUAAAUAUGGCAAAAGCAAAUGAAAUAUUAAAUGUGAAAAAUGAAGUACACAUUAUGGAGAACACUAUGGAAAGCCAGAAGGCAGAAAGGGAAGAACUCAGCCGCCUUCGGAUAGCCUGGCAACUUAAAGCCGCUGCAAGCAAGCCCAUGAAACAGCAGUGGGGAGCGUUCAAAGAGCAACUUAGAAAGACUACUCACAACUUAAAACUUCUUCAGGAAGCACUUAUGCCUGUGUCUGCACUUGACCUUGGAGGGAGUCUCCAGACCAUUUUAGGCCUACAGAAAAAAUGGAACGAAAUGAAACCUCAGUUCCAGCAACUGAAUGAUGAGGUUCAAUACAUUAUAAAAGAGUCAGAAGAGUUAAGUGGCAAAGGAGCCCCUGUGAAAGAGAAGUCUCAACAGCUGAAGGACCUAAUUCACCUCCAUCAAAACCAGAAAGAGAGAAUCCAAGAUUACGAGGAGAUCCUGUAUAAGAUUGUCCAGUUCCACCAAGUCAGAGAAGAGCUGGGACGACUCUUCAGAUCAAGAGAACUGGAGUUUCUACAACAGCCGAAGGAAAUGGGUGAUGCUCACGGUGUCCAGGUUCUCCUCAGUCGCUCUCGGGAAAAGCAGGCACACAUAGACCAUCUGCAUAAACUGGCUCUUUCCUUGGGGGUGGACGUCAUCUCGUCAGUUCAGCGGCCUAACUGCUCUAAUGUCUCUGCAAAGAACCUGCAGCAGCAGCUGGACAUCCUUGAGGGGGACGGUCUGAACUGGCGUGCCCAGGCUGAGGACCGCGAGCGGGCCCUGACCCACAGCCUGGAGUUCUGUACCACAAGGGGUGAGAUGAGCGAGCUCAAAGAGUCAUUCAAAGACAUCAAAAAGAAAUUCAACAAUUUGAAGUUUAAUUACACCAAGAAAAAUGAAAAAGCUCGAAAUCUAAAAGCUCUCAAAUAUCAAAUUCAACAAGUAGAUAUGUAUGCUGAAAAACUACAGGCUUUGAAAAGGAAAAUGGGAAAAGUUGAGAAUAAAACUUUUUUCUUAAAUUAUCCAAAUAAUAAAGUGAAUGUCCUUUUGGAAGCCAUGAGGGAUUUGCAGAAAAAUGUGGAUGAGUUUGACAAAGUUGUGACAGAUUACAGGAAGAAUUUGGACCUGACUGAGCAUCUCCAGGAGUUGAUAGAAGAGUGUCACUUUUGGUAUGAAGAUGCAAGUGCCACAGUUGUAAGAGUUGGAAAAUAUUCCACAGAGUGCAAGACCAAGGAAGCUGUGGAGAUUCUCCUUCAGCAGUUCAAAAAGUUUAUCACACCUUCAGUGCCUCAACAAGAAGAAAGGAUUCAGGAAAUCAGUGACCUGGCUCAGCACUUAUAUGGUUUUGAAGAAGGGCAGAAAUAUGCUGAGAAAAUAGUGGCCAAACACAAAGAGGUUCUUGAAUCUGUUACUGAAUUAUGUAGCUCUCUCACAGAGCUUAAAGAAAAAAAGGGAAACGUUUUAAAGAUGAACCUGAAUUUGGAAGGCUUCCACGAUGAUUGCAUUGACCUACUAAAAGAACCAGCGAGAAAUGAGCAGACAAUAUUCAAUAAAGGAAGGAAUAAGGAGCAGGCCAAGCCAGCGGACGACUUGGUGGUCAAUGGAGCAGGAGAGGGUCAGCUUCCACGGGAAGUGAAGCAGCUGGUCCCUGGCAAAGAGGGUGCUGUCCAAGGCCUGCUCCUGCCCGUGGAUGUGCUUUCAGGAGAAGAAUAUGAGUGUGUCUCGCCCGAUGACGUCUCCCUGCCUCCGCUCCCGGGAAGCCCCAAUUCCCUCCUCUCUCCGUCUGACAUGGAGCUGGAGGCGGGUGCCCUCCCGUCCCUUCGCCGGCACCUAAGCGGCCACGGGACGCAGACAGGGGCCAGCGGUCCAGGGGAGGCCCCGGAGUCUGGCCUUCUGCCACCUGCUGCUUUUGCUGAUGCUUGCAAAGAUAAGAGAGAAACAUUUUCAAGUCAUGUUGAGAAGCCUUCCCCCCAGUUCCAAGCUGAGCCCCCAUUAACAUCCCGAGGAUUUCUGGAAGAGAGUACUGACUUCCACAGAAUCAGUGUUAAACCUCCAGAGAGCAUGUGCAGUGAAGUGCAUGCGCGAGCUUUGCACCAGCGCCCCCAGGCUCAGGGAGGUUUGCUAGAAACACCGGAGAAAACGCAUGCUGAUAAUAACGUCACUAAAACCCGAAAUAGGCUGCAUGCUUCCCAGGAUGCAAGCUCGGGCCUCGGGUUUCAGCCAGGCUCCAGCCAGGCCUGUCAGAGGCAAAUGAUUCCCAGAGAAGAGAUUAAAGGUACCUCAGCAAAGAACAGCGUGGUCAGCCUAGCUGGCCAGGCCCCUAAUUUCUCCAGGCUCUUGUCUAAUGUAACUGUCAUGGAAGGUUCUCCAGUGACUUUGGAAGUUGAAGUAACAGGAUUUCCAGAGCCUACACUGACAUGGUACAAGAAGGGCCAGAAAUUGUCUGCAGAUGGGCACUUGCAGGUUUUACACAAGGAGACAAGACAUUCGGUGUUCAUUCCAAAGGUAUGCGAGGCAGAUGCAGGCCUCUAUGUGGCUCGGGCCCAAAACUCUAGUGGCAUUCUCUCUUCCAAUGUCAUCCUCCGCGUGACAGGUAACCACAGGCCGCCCAUCACAAGAAUAAACUGGAUCCUGCUGAGUGUCAUCUAUGUUAGCGUGUCCCUAAUGUACUGGCUACUCACACAGUAACUGCGGGGUUGGCACCAAUGGGCAUCAUUCUUAUGAGCCUAAAGGACAACAAUACUGCUGUUUAUUUUCCUGCAUCUCCCACCAAGCAUCCCCAACCAAGUAUCCCCCACCAAGUGUACCUCCAUUCUGGCCAUAUUGCUUUUUUGGAAUACCACUGCUCGGUGAAAUAAUCAAAUUUUCUUUAGUGCUUUAAUGUAUUUGAAGAGCUCAGUAAAUCAUUAGCAGUGAAUAAGGAUACAUUUCUGUAUUCUCAAAAGAGAUGUGUUCAAUAUAAAACACAGUCAAAUUAUACUAUGUUUAUUCCCUCCUAAUUUAAGAGCAUGCAGAUCAAGUCUCACAUCAGCAUGCAGAUGUGUUUUAUUUCAAAUCCAAUUGUUUGAUAAUCUAUUUUUAAUUGUACGCAUAAACAUCUCUUUGUAGAAUAAGAGUAGAAAUGUUGAACUAAAGUUGUAAUUUUCAUUAUUGCAUAAGAUGUCCUUUAAUUUUGCUUUUCAUGUCUUGAUCUCAUUUAUUGAAAUACAUUCUAUGUAGUUUCAACAUAGCCUACGUUCCUGAGUCUGAGGAUGGCACUGCAAAUAAUCAUUCCUCCUGUUGAUCUCAUGGGUUUGACAUUAGAGAAUAGAUGUGCUGUUAGCCUUAAAUGGAGUUUGAAACUUCCAUCAGCUGUGUGUGUCACAGAGCAAGAUAGAGCGUAGCCGCAGGGGUGGACCAACAGUAUUCCUGUCCUUCCGUUGACAUGUUUUGGACAGCCACGUGUAUACAGCUGCAUCCGGCUCCUCCUGCUUCUAAUCUUGAUUCUGUUGCUGACCAUUUUUACAGCCUGUGGGAAGGCAUAGUAGUGCCUCAGUUUCCCAUUUGGCAAAUGGGUUCAUCAUCUACCUCUUGGGCAACUGAAGGUUUUCAUUUCAUGUCUUGUAAAGAUCUGGAAAAUGGAAAGUACUCUAUGAAGACUAAGGGUAAUUGUAUUGCUUACUGUAAUUUGUCAUCACACUGCCUUCUGCCCACUGUUUCUCUUUCAGAUGUUGUUUCUUUUGAAUAUUAAAUUAAAGGAUGGUGUGAGUAUGUGAUUUCCAACUGUUUCCAUGUAGGAAAAUGAUGUUUUCUGAAUUGGAGCUUAAAUUCCUUUCUGAUUUCUUAAGACUAUAUCUUUUUCAAAGACUUGAAAUUAAACUCAGGGGGAUACAUUUAGUAAGAUCUUGGGGUAGA
Molecule: messenger RNA, 6159 nt
Organism: Balaenoptera ricei (Rice's whale)
Lineage: Eukaryota; Metazoa; Chordata; Mammalia; Artiodactyla; Balaenopteridae
Gene: CCDC141
Product: coiled-coil domain containing 141
Exons: 26
Coding region: 370-4953 (1527 amino acids)
Molecular function (GO): protein binding
Source: RefSeq, a predicted model, not a curated record